Rasamsonia emersonii CBS 393.64 is the source of this 1551-nucleotide messenger RNA. RefSeq names its product Choline transporter Hnm1. Gene Ontology annotation, cellular component: membrane. Gene Ontology annotation, molecular function: transmembrane transporter activity. Lineage: Eukaryota; Fungi; Ascomycota; Eurotiomycetes; Eurotiales; Trichocomaceae. The transcript is spliced from 12 exons. Gene Ontology annotation, biological process: transmembrane transport. The record is from RefSeq and is a predicted model, not a curated record. The coding region runs from base 1 to 1551 and encodes 516 amino acids.
AUGGGCGUCGGCCAUGUCAACUCUGUGCCCGCGGCAGUCGCCGCGGGCGACGAGACCAGCGUCAUCAAGGUGCAGAAUGAGGAUGAAUUGCGUCUGGCGCAGAUGGGGCUGGGCCUAGGACUCAUCACCGCCAUCAAUGCUGGCGGGCCGGGAGCGCUCAUCUACGGAUUCAUCCUCGUCUUCAUCCUGCAGUCCUUCCUAGGAGCGUCGCUGGCGGAAUUCGUAUCCGCAUACCCCGUCGAAGGAGGCAUGUACCACUGGAUUGCGGCCAUCGCGCCGGGACGGUACAACAGCUUCUUGAGCUUCAGCACGGGGUGGAGUACGGUGUUUGGAUGGAUCUUCACGACCGCAUCGACCAACCUGAUCUAUGCCACCAACUUCAUGGCCCUGAUCGCCCUCUACAAGACUGACCUGGUCAUCCAGCCGUGGAUGACAUUCCUCGCCUACCAAGGUUUCAACCUGCUCACGUCAGGGAUAGUCAUGUUUGGCAAUCGCAUUAUUCCUGCGAUCAAUCGGUUCUCGUUGGCCUACCUGCAACUGGCAUGGUUCGUCAUCCUGGUCGUGGUCGCGGCGAAGGCCCCUGCGCACAACGAUGCCAAGUUUGUGUUUCGGACAUGGAUCAACAAUACGGGAUGGGAGAACAAUGUCAUAUGCUUCAUCACCGGGCUAGUGAACCCGCUGUAUUCGCUGGGUGGACUGGACGGGAUUACGCACAUCACCGAAGAGAUGCCCAACCCCGGAAGAAAUGCGCCUCUCGCUCUGGCAUGCACCCUCAUCAUCGCAUUCAUCACUGGAUUCACCUACCUGCUCAGCCUGAUGUUCUCCGUCCAGGACUACGCCAGCCUGGCCAACAGCCGGACAGGCCUGCCACUGGCGGAGAUCUUCCGACAGGCGACGCAGAGCGUGGGCGGCGCCUUUGCCUUGACAUUCAUCCUGUGGGUGGCCAUUGGGCCGUGCAUGAUCGGGUCGCAGUUGAGCACCGGUCGAGUCUUUUGGGCAUUUGCCCGAGACGGAGGUCUUCCUUUGUCGAAAAUCUGGGCCAAAGUCCACCCCCGCCUCGGCGUCCCGUUUAACGCGCAGCUGUGCGUGGCUGUGAUCAUUGCCUUGUUGGGCUGUAUUUAUCUCGGCUCGAGCACCGCGUUCAACGCCAUGCUGAGUUCUGCUGUCACGAUCAACAACAUCGCCUACCUGGUCCCCAUCCUGACAAACGUCGUCCUUCGCCGCAGAACCAUGCACCGCGGACCCUUCCACAUGGGUCCUGUCCUCGGCAUGGUGGUCAACAGCGUCACCGUCGCCUGGCUGAUUUUUGCGAUUGUCUUUUUCUCGUUUCCUUUCGAGAUGCCUGUGACGGCCCAAAACAUGAACUACACCUGCGUCUGCGUCGGCGGAUUCCUCAUCAUCGAGCUGCUCUGGUGGGCUGUCGCGGGGAGAGCGUAUUCAGAGAGUAUGCAGAAGGCGAGGGAGGAUGAUGCCAAUGCUGCGCGUCUUGCUGUGGUGGUGGUAGAUAGCGCCAGUACAAAUAGCAAGCAUAAGCAUGUGAGGCAUGUGUAA